Arvicanthis niloticus (Nile rat) is the source of this 549-nucleotide messenger RNA. RefSeq names its product chromosome 1 C19orf84 homolog (gene C1H19orf84). NCBI's taxonomy places the organism in Eukaryota, Metazoa, Chordata, Mammalia, Rodentia, Muridae. The record is from RefSeq and is a predicted model, not a curated record.
AUGGACCAGCUAAAAGAUGGGGCUUUGUCUGAUGGGGACAAUGUAUCUUUGUCAUCAGCUGGGACUGAGUCAUGCCCUUCGUCAGCCACCCCAGACCUGCCACCGUUGCUCCUGAACACCCUAGACCCAACCCACCUGGGGCUCCCAGAGCAACUGGCCUCUGUCACAGUCCCCAUCCGCCUAGACACCCUGUCCUACCUCCUACACAGUGCUCUACUGGGGACCUACAAUCUCCAGCAGUCCUUACCCCCUUGCUCCUGCUCUGCCCAGCCAAGCCACAUCUGGCCAGACACAGUCAGGAGGCCACCCAGGAGAUCGGGCCAGGCCCGUGGGGGCUGGGAAGUUCGGCACAGGCCUUUCCGGGGCAGGGGCAGAGGCCGGGUACAGUCACAAAGGGGCCCUGGAAGAGCUGGAGAGCUGGAGAGGAUGGAGAGGAGCAUGGCAGGGUGUCCUGGGGCUGGCCCCAGUACCCCACCAGUGACACCACCAUCCCAGGAUGGGCAGAAGGAAGCUGGAGGGCUGUCUGAAGACUGGGAAACAGACUACUAG